Molecule: messenger RNA, 1425 nt
Organism: Panicum hallii
Lineage: Eukaryota; Viridiplantae; Streptophyta; Magnoliopsida; Poales; Poaceae
Product: probable sodium/metabolite cotransporter BASS1, chloroplastic
Exons: 7
Coding region: 62-1252 (396 amino acids)
Cellular component (GO): membrane
Source: RefSeq, a predicted model, not a curated record
CACGCGCGCCCGGACAAAACCAACCGCCGCGCCGCGCCGCGGAGGCCACGCCACCCUCGCCAUGGCUCCUCCUCUUCUCCUCCUCCCCCUCCCGUCCGCGAGGCCCGUGUCCCGGCCGGCGCCACGGCCGUGUCUUCACCUCCCCUUCACCAAGCGCCAUCGCCUCCCCGCCGCCCUCCGAGUCAAAUGCCGCGCGGAGCAGGCGCCCCCGGCUGCCCCGCCCACGCCGCGGUGGCACGCGGCGCUGGCCGCGGCGGCUGGGCUGUACCCAGCCUACGUCACGGCGGGCGCCUUUGUCGCCGUCGCGCGCCCCGAGGCGUUCCGGUGGUUUGUCGACAUGGCGCCGGGGUCGUACACCGCCACGCUCGGCUUCAUCAUGCUCGCCACGGGCCUCACCCUCCAGCUCAAGGACUUCGCCGCCCUCCUCUGCGAUAGGCCCCUCGCCAUAUUGUUUGGGUGCGCUGCGCAGUACACCAUAAUGCCUGCGGUUGGGUCGAUCAUUAGCCGCGCGCUGGGGCUCCCCCCAUCCCUCUCAGCUGGCCUCAUCCUGCUGGGAUGCUGUCCUGGAGGAACUGCAUCCAAUGUGGUGACUUUAGUUGCUCAAGGGGAUGUUCCAUUAUCCAUCGUGAUGACUGUCUGCAGCACUCUUGCUGCAGUGUUCCUUACACCUCUGCUAACGAAAAUUCUAGCUGGUGCUUACAUUCCUGUGGAUGCUGUGAAGCUUUCUCUCAGUACUUUGCAGGUUGUUGUUGCCCCAAUUAUGUUAGGUUCUUCUAUACAAACAGCAUUUCCAUCAGUAGUUCAAUUUGUUACUCCUUUUUCACCUCUGAUGGCAGUCUUGGCUUCAUCGCUUCUGGCAUGCAGUGUCUUCUCUGAGAAUUUUGUACGGCUAAGAUCAACAAUUGCUGAUGCAUCUUCUGUGAAUGGAGACUUCUUCUCUGGGGAUAUCGGAGUUGUCAUGCUCUCUGUCAUCUUACUGCAUUUUGCUGGUUUCUUUGUCGGGUAUGCAGCAGCGGCUAUAGGUGGCUUGAAAGAAAAACAAAGGAGAGCAAUAUCAAUUGAGGUAGGAAUGCAAAAUUCAUCCUUAGGGGUAGUGUUAGCAGCUGCACAUUUCUCCUCACCCUUGGUCGCCCUGCCACCUGCAAUCUCAGCUGUCAUCAUGAACAUAAUGGGCAGCACACUAGGUCUCGUAUGGCAAUAUAUCACACCUUCUGGUUCAGAGAAUGAAACCACCGACAUCCACAAUGCAUGAUCUACUCUUGCUGCUGUGGGCUUAAUCUCCUCUGUCAUAUCUACUCCACAAACAUGUGUAGUGUUGAAACCAUGGCUCCUUUUACUUUUGACCGUUUAAUGCAUGCCCUUGUUUUGUUUUGUGGAUAUUGUUUGAUAACUCUGGAAUAUUUAUUGCCUUGGUGAGCUCUGAAA